AUGGAGGCUAAAGCUGUUAAUAAAGGGAAAUUUAUCCAUAGGUUGUAUCAAUAUUAUCACAUAUGUACGACUUUUCUAUUUUGUACAUUAUUAGCAAGAUGGCUAAUAUUGAUGCCGUUAGUUGGGUCAAGGUAUCUUCCAGGAGCUGUUCAUGAACUGUUGAUUUAUCUACUUGGUAUUUCAAGUUUGAUUGAAUUGUUUUGGAGAUUUUAUUUCCAUGGUUUGAAGAAUGGAUUCAUGUCAUUAACGACCUUAAAGGACGUUAAUUUUUUGUAUUUUGUAAGAGUUAUGCAUUUUUAUGAUGAUUAUGAGUAUGAAUUGGUACUCAAGAAUACAACUUAUUCAAGUUUUAUUAUCGGGCUAUCUUUUACACAAGCUUAUUGUCAUUGGAACAAUCUAUUUAAAAGACAAAAAAGCUCAUAUGGUAUACGUUCGAUAUAUUGGAAAAUUAAUACUUGGAUCAUGAUGCCAACUUUAUAUUUAAGUGAAUUCUAUUUACUUUUAUUGAACAAUCGUAAUCCAAACUUCCAUUCCACACCUUUAUUGGAUAAAAUCAAUAAAUGUGCUUUGGUAGUAUUCAUUCCAAUAUCAUUAAUUGCAUUGAAGAAACAUAUUUCAAAGAUUUAA
Messenger RNA from Vanderwaltozyma polyspora DSM 70294, 627 nucleotides. It is a transcript of the gene KEG1, whose product is annotated as Keg1p. The transcript has a single exon. The record is from RefSeq and is a predicted model, not a curated record. The coding region runs from base 1 to 627 and encodes 208 amino acids. Lineage: Eukaryota; Fungi; Ascomycota; Saccharomycetes; Saccharomycetales; Saccharomycetaceae.